AUGGCAACCAGCAAUGUAAAGCUUCUGGGAAGAAACGGAUGUCCUUUUGUGAAUCGGGUUCAAAUGGCUCUAAGCUUGAAGUCCAUCGACCAUGAAUUCAUUGAAGAGGAUCCGUUCAAGAAAAGUGAGCUUCUCCUCAAAUCAAACCCUGUUAGUAAGAAAGUCCCAGUUCUCUUCCAUGCGGAAAAGCCUAUCUGUGAGUCUCUCCUCAUCGUGCAAUAUAUCGAUGAAGCCUGGCCUAAUAGUCCCUCCAUUCUUCCUUCUGAUCCUUAUGAAUGUGCCAUUGCCCGGUUUUGGGCAGCCUAUAUUGAUGAAAAAUGGUUUCCUUUAACAGCAGAGUAUAGGAAGGCAGAGGGAGAAGAAGCAAAGGCAGCGGCGAGAGACAAAGUGGUCGAAGGGACAUUGCUGCUAGAGGAAGCUUUUAUCAGUUGUAGCAAAGCCAAAUCUUUCUUUGGUGGAGAUAGCAUUGGUUACCUAGACAUUGUUCUUGGCAGUUUAUUGGGAUGGCUUAAAGCUGAAGAGAAUUUAACUUCCACAAAAAUAUUUGAUGAAAACAAGAUUCCUCAAUUAGUGGCAUGGACUGAAAGAUUUUGUGCAAACAAAGCAGUAAAGGAUUUCAUACCAGAAUCUGAGAAACUUGCAGAAGGUUUCAAGAAGUUUGAGAAACUAAAAGCUGCCUUAAACUCAAACUAA
Nicotiana tabacum (common tobacco) is the source of this 693-nucleotide messenger RNA. Its product is annotated as glutathione S-transferase U17-like. The record is from RefSeq and is a predicted model, not a curated record. Gene Ontology annotation, molecular function: glutathione transferase activity. NCBI's taxonomy places the organism in Eukaryota, Viridiplantae, Streptophyta, Magnoliopsida, Solanales, Solanaceae. Gene Ontology annotation, cellular component: cytoplasm. Gene Ontology annotation, biological process: glutathione metabolic process.